Molecule: messenger RNA, 7057 nt
Organism: Rhineura floridana
Lineage: Eukaryota; Metazoa; Chordata; Lepidosauria; Squamata; Rhineuridae
Gene: SIN3A
Product: SIN3 transcription regulator family member A
Exons: 21
Coding region: 523-4344 (1273 amino acids)
Biological process (GO): negative regulation of transcription by RNA polymerase II
Cellular component (GO): chromatin
Molecular function (GO): transcription corepressor activity
Source: RefSeq, a predicted model, not a curated record
CUCUCUCCUCCCCUUUCUCCCCCUCGCAACCCUCCUUUCGCAUCCCCUUCCUGGGAGCUGUCGCCCAAUAGGGCCAGCAGAAGCGGGCCAGCUCCGCUCGGUGAUUGGAGAAGGGGUUGAGCGGCGGCGCCAGUGCCCAAUAGCUGUGCGGCAGACCUCCCCGGAGCAGGGGAGAGGCGGGAUUUCCCAGGGAACAGAGAAGCGGGCAGUGCUCGGCGGCGGCGGCCGUCCUGAGGCGGUUGGUCUGUAGUCUAUUCCUCCACUUUCCCUUCCGCCGUUGCCGCCUCAAGCGGCGCCACGACUUCUCUCACGGCCGUGGUGGGUAGACAUCUCCUGAGGCGCUCAGCCCCACCGCCCGGAAAAGGAGGAGGGGGCGCGGGGAGAGGCUCUCUCGCGGUACCCGCCGGUCGCUACCGCAUCUACCAUCGCUUUGGUCCUGAGUGGGAGACGGACACCUGAGGAACAGGAGGCGGUGGCGGCGCUGAGCAGGUUUUGUAGUGCUUUCCUGAGCAUGAAUUCAGAAUGAAGCGACGAUCGGAUGACCAGGAGUCACCUGUGUAUGCGUCACAGCAGAGACGUAUUGCCAGCAACACAGAACCAUUCCAACACCAGCAUCGUGUGCUCGCUCCAGCACCUCCUGUAUAUGAGUCUGUUUCAGAGACAAUGCAAUCUGCUACCGGGAUCCAGUACUCUGUAACUCCCAGCUACCAGGUGCCAACUGUGCCACAGAGCUCCAGCAGUCAUGGGCCUGCUCUAGCCGCUGUCCAUAGUGGUCAUCACCACACCACACCAGUCCAGCCUCAUGGGAGCCAAGUGGUUCAGAGUCAUGCUCACCCAACACCCCCAGCAGCACCAGUGCAGGGGCAGCAGCAGUUCCAGAGGCUUAAGGUGGAAGAUGCCCUCUCCUACCUUGAUCAAGUGAAGCUGCAAUUUGGUAGCCAGCCUCAAGUCUACAACGACUUCUUGGACAUAAUGAAGGAAUUCAAAUCUCAAAGCAUCGACACUCCAGGAGUGAUCAGCCGGGUGUCUCAGUUGUUUAAAGGCCACCCUGAUUUGAUCAUGGGUUUCAACACAUUCUUGCCUCCUGGCUACAAAAUUGAAGUGCAGACUAAUGACAUGGUGAAUGUAACGACACCGGGGCAGGUUCACCAGAUCCCGACGCAUGGCCUUCAGCCACAGCCACAACCCCAGCCGCAGCAUCAAUCUCAGCCAUCGGCACAAUCUGCCCCAACCCCAGCACAGCCAGCACCACAGCCAACACCUGCCAAGAUCAGUAAGCCAUCCCAGCUACAGACACAUACCCCAACCAGCCAGCAGACUCCCCCAAUCCCCUACGCAUCCCCUCGCUCUCCACCAGUUCAGCCCCAUACGCCUGUGACAAUCUCUCUUGGAACCACACCAUCCCUUCAGAAUAAUCAGCCAGUUGAGUUUAAUCAUGCCAUCAACUAUGUCAACAAGAUCAAGAAUCGUUUCCAGGGACAGCCAGACAUUUACAAGGCUUUCUUGGAGAUCCUCCACACUUAUCAGAAGGAGCAGCGGAACGCCAAGGAAGCAGGAGGGAACUACACACCAGCAUUGACUGAACAGGAGGUCUAUGCCCAGGUGGCUCGUCUCUUUAAGAACCAGGAGGAUCUCCUCUCGGAGUUUGGGCAAUUCCUGCCAGAUGCAAAUAGCUCUGUGCUUUUAAGCAAGACAACUGCAGAGAAAGUGGAGUCUGUGAGAAAUGACCAUGGGGGCACAGUCAAGAAGCCCCAGCUCAACAGCAAGCAGCAAAGACCUAAUCAGAAUGGCUGUCAGAUCCGGCGGCAUGCCACAGCCGGGACAACUCCUCCAGUGAAGAAGAAACCAAAGCUGCUUAAUUUGAAGGACCCAUCAGUGGUAGAAGCUGGAAAACAUGGAACAGAGUCUCUGUUCUUUGACAAGGUCCGUAAAGCUCUGCGAAGCACAGAAGCAUAUGAGAAUUUCCUCCGUUGCCUGGUCAUUUUUAAUCAGGAGGUGAUAUCCCGCGCUGAGCUUGUACAGCUUGUUUCUCCGUUUUUGGGGAAAUUUCCAGAGCUGUUCACUUGGUUUAAAAACUUUCUAGGCUACAAAGAGUCUGCACAUAUGGAGACCUUUCCUAAGGAACGGGCUACAGAAGGGAUAGCGAUGGAAAUAGACUACGCUUCUUGUAAGAGGCUGGGCUCCAGCUACCGAGCCUUGCCAAAGAGUUACCAGCAGCCCAAGUGCACUGGUCGGACUCCACUGUGUAAAGAGGUUUUGAAUGACACCUGGGUCUCCUUUCCAUCAUGGUCUGAAGAUUCCACAUUUGUGAGCUCUAAGAAGACUCAGUAUGAAGAGCACAUCUAUCGGUGUGAGGAUGAACGAUUCGAGCUGGAUGUUGUCUUGGAGACCAAUCUAGCAACCAUCAGAGUCCUAGAGACGAUACAGAAAAAACUCUCACGCUUAUCAGCUGAGGAGCAAGCCAAAUUCCGGCUGGACAAUACCUUGGGCGGCUCCUCAGAAGUUAUCCAUCGCAAGGCUUUGCAGAGGAUAUAUGCUGACAAGGCAGCUGACAUCAUCGAUGGGCUUAGGAAGAACCCAGCUGUUGCAGUCCCCAUUGUGUUGAAAAGGUUAAAAAUGAAAGAAGAGGAAUGGAGAGAAGCCCAGAGAGGAUUCAACAAAGUGUGGCGGGAACAGAAUGAGAAAUACUACCUGAAGUCCCUUGACCACCAGGGGAUCAAUUUUAAACAGAAUGACACCAAGGUCUUAAGAUCAAAGAGCCUUCUCAGUGAGAUUGAGACUAUUUACGAUGAGAGGCAAGAACAGACUUCUGAAGAUAAUGCUGGCCCUCACCUAUCACUAGCCUAUGAGGAUAAACAGAUCCUGGAUGAUGCUGCCUCUCUAAUCAUCCACCAUGUGAAACGGCAGACAGGGAUCCAGAAAGAGGACAAAUACAAAAUCAAGCAGAUCAUGUAUCACUUCAUCCCAGAUUUGCUCUUUGCUCAGCGGGGCGAACUCUCUGAUGUGGAGGAGGAGGAGGAGGAAGAGAUGGAUGUGGACGAAGGCGCAGGGGCUGUGAAAAAACACAACGGUGUUGGGGGUAGUCCUCCCAAAGCCAAGCUGCUGUUCAGCAAUACGGCAGCCCAGAAGCUGCGUGGAAUGGAUGAAGUCUACAACCUGUUCUACGUCAACAACAACUGGUACAUCUUCCUCCGUCUCCACCAGAUCUUGUGCUUGCGGUUGCUGCGAAUAUAUACCCAGGCUGAACGGCAGAUAGAAGAGGAGAAUCGGGAAAGGGAAUGGGAGCGGGAAGUGCUGGGCGUAAAGCGUGAUAAGAGUGACAGCCCUGCCAUCCAGUUGCGAUUGAAGGAGCCCAUGGAUAUUGAUGUGGAAGAUUACUAUCCUGCUUUCCUAGACAUGGUGCGAAACCUGCUGGACGGAAACAUGGACUCUUCUCAGUAUGAAGAUUCUCUUCGGGAGAUGUUUACCAUCCAUGCCUACAUUGCCUUCACUAUGGACAAACUAAUUCAGAGUAUUGUUAGACAGCUUCAGCACAUAGUGAGCGACGAACUCUGCGUGCAGGUGACGGAACUCUACCUGACUGAGAACAGCAAUGGAGCUACCGGAGGCUUGCUGUCCUCACAGUCAUCUCGGUCCCUCAUGGAGACAGCAUACCAGCGCAAAGCUGAGCAGCUCAUGCAAGAUGAGAACUGCUUUAAGUUGAUGUUUGUUCAGAGUAGAGGUCAUGUUCAGUUAACCAUUGAGCUGCUUGACACAGAAGAGGAGAAUUCUGAUGACCCUGUUGAGGCAGAGCGCUGGACCGACUAUGUAGAUCGGUACGUCAACUCUGAUUCUACCUCUCCUGAACUGCGGGAACAGCUGGCCCAGAAGCCAGUAUUUCUGCCAAGGGGCUCUCUGCUUUACAGGAACCUGAGGCGGAUCCGCAAGUGUCAGCGGGGUCGGGAGCAGCAGGAGAAGGACGGGAAGGAGGGGAUCAGUAAGAAACCCUUGGAGAACGUGGAGAGCUUGGACAAGUUGGAAUGCAAAUUCAAACUGAAUUCCUACAAGAUGGUGUAUGUGAUCAAAUCGGAGGAUUACAUGUAUAGGAGGACUGCUCUGCUUCGUGCCCAUCAGUCCCACGAAAGAGUGAGCAAAAGGCUGCACCAGCGGUUCCAGGCCUGGGUGGACAGAUGGACGAAGGAGCACGUGACCCGUGAAAUGGCAGCUGAAACAAGCAAGUGGCUAAUGGGGGAAGGCUUAGAAGGCUUGGUGCCUUGCACCACUACCUGCGAUACAGAGGACCUGCACUUUGUGAGCAUUAACAAAUACCGCGUCAAAUAUGGCACGAUGUUCAAGACGCCCUAAACUCCAGGGGGUAGAAGAAAAUGUAAGAGUGGUUGGGGAUGCACAUUCAUAUGUGUGCGCCAAGGAAAACAAGGAAGAAGCCUUCCUCCCCCUCCCUCCCUCCCUCGCUGUGUAUCUCUGUAACAACGGCCACUUCUUCUUGACUAAUUCAUAGCUGGUACAUCUUGUCACCCCAGUGGGGUCGCUUUCAAAAUGUCAAUCCUGAGAAAUUGAAGUUGGAACUGUCGCCGUGAGGCUGAGAUCAACACACAUGCCGCCAUGUUGAGAGGGGCGUGGGGGUGUCCAGGUAGCUGUAGAGAAACCCACCUUGCCUAUACACACCAGCAGCUUUCUCCAACGAUAUGGGCAUCGAGGACAACUGGGUGCUUUGAACAGCCUGACAAGAUUUGGUGCAUUUAAGCAGCCCCCUGCCCAAAAGGAAAAAAAGUCUUAUGGCCAGAAUACCUUAGUUGGGAGUCCCAGAAAUGCCCAUUCUCCUGCCUCAACAAGACUAGGCACUGGACUUUCUGGAAUCUUUCAUCUGCUUGCUGGGCUCAGCAGUCCAGACAUCAGAAAUAUCGGCUCAUGAAUUUACUGCCCCCUUAAUUGUUCUCUCCGGUUCCCUCCUUGCAAGCUGGACUCCAGACUUACAUAAACCAAUUAAGAUCACUCUGUCCUUGUUAGUGCCAGUGGAACUAUUGUUUUAUUUGGGGGGGGGGGUUGGUACCUGCUUGUUUACUAGUCUCUCCUUGUGCCAUGCACCAGCUUUUCACAGAAAUACUUUCUCUCAUCCACCCAGUACCUAAACAGACACACAGGCUUUCACAAAAGUAACAACCAUUUUUAAACUGUUCCCCCCCCUUUAUUUGUAAAUAAAUGUACAUAUUUGUCAAUUUUUUUUUGUUUUUUAUUAAAGAAAAAGUAUGCUUGACAUGCUAGUAUAACUAUACUAGCUUCUUGUGUACCUUAGAACCAGGUGGCUUCAGGUUCAGGUUUUAGUACCUACAGAUGAGAGUGGCAGAGACAUUUUUAUUACACUUUCUACCAAAGGGAGUUAUCAUUGUAGUGCUUUGUGUGGAAAUUUGUUUCUUUUUGUAAAAAAAAUUACAAAAAUACAAAAAUUAAUAAUAAUACAUCUUGGUUCUUACCAGAUAAAGACAUGUGCUUGCCAGUUCCCUCACCCUGUUCUGAGAGGUGUAUUGCUACAAACUGAGGGCAGGGAGGCAUCUGACCCAACUGUAUUUUUGACUUCACCAUAAAAAGGGGAGAAAGGAGGUGUCUGUGUAAAAGAGAGAGGAUGUGAAUGUCUGUGUUGUGGUUAAUAAAUUAAUGACUCUGUUUCAAGCAGCCUGUUUGAUAUACGAAAAUAUAUUAUAUAGUACAGAAUCCUUUAAUUUUUUUUGUUUGGGGGCAAUUUUUUUGGUGGGUAGCUGUUUAUCCACCUAGUCUUCCAGCUCAGAGAAUCUGCACUUUUUGGAAGUGUUGCUGAGCUCCCUAUUUUGGGGUGAUUGUGAUUUCUUGUGUGUUUCUUCUCAGUAUUGAAGAAAAUUUAUCUUAAAUACCAAACCAGUAUUUGGCAGAGCUGCUUCACUGUGUGUGAUUGUGUAUGAGCGCGUGCGCAUGUGCAGGGCCAUAAAAAACAAGAUGGGUGGUCUUUUGUGUUUCCCCUAGUAACAUAUACAAGCAGGGACUUUUUUUGUAGAUGGCAUGAACAUAAAUGGAAGAUAUGGAGGUGUCUCUUCAGAAGACAUUGCUGUGGGUUUUGUAAAUGGCAAUGAACCUGUGUCCUCCCUCCUCCAGGGAGGCAAUGGUCCCUUACACAAAGUGACAGAGCCAAGAGACCUAUAUAUUAAAAAAAAAAAAGCUUGCUGGUUUUUGCUUUCUCCCCAGGCCUGCUAAGUGUAAAUCAGUCCAGAGCUCUCCAUGCGGGUAGCUGUCCACACUCUCAGAACAGUGUUGUCAUGGUCCAAGGCAAAGAAAUGGAGAGGAGAGGGAAAGAUCAGUGAAGGAAUUGUUUCUCUUUCUCUCCCCCCCCCCCCGGUAGCUUGAGACAGCAGAAUGGAGGUGCACAUGGGCCUGUAUUAAGGAGUGAGUUUGCACAUGGGAGAUCUGGUUAUAGUAAAAACAGUAAAUGAGAGCCCAGCUGGGGUGUUCUUACGGUAUGCCAGCAAUAAGCUAACUCACCCAUGUCUCUUUCCCUUGCCCUUUUAAAGGGGGGGGGAACAACGCUACUGUGUCCUGUUCUGUUUUGCUUGUGCUGCUCCUCGCUCUCAGCAUCCUCUCAGAUGUUUCUCUUCUGUGUAUACUUAAAGCUCAGUUUAGACUUUUUACAAAGUUGAAAAAUAACAGCCACCUUUGCUUUGUCAAGAGUAUUUGCCCAAGUGUCAUAUUGAGCAGGACAGAAAGAGCAGGGUGGAUUUCCCCCCCCCCCCCAAUUCAUCUGAGGGUAAGAAAAAACACACUCGGUAAUAAAAUAAAGGAGGCCACCUCCUUCCUUUAGUAGGAUUUCAGAAUACAGCAUUUCUCACCCCACCCCGAUGUCUGACAUCUGAGCUCCAAGCUCUGGUCCUGGCCUGUACAAAUAGCAAAAUAUUUUCCUUCUUAUUUUAAAUUGCUUUUUGUAUUCUGUAAUGUGAUCCUUUUUGCCACCUAUUCAUGUGAUGAUUUCUAUACAGAUGUUGUAAACUUGACUGUAGUGCAGUAUUUCCAUUAAAAUAUCAGGGCUACUCGUGUA